Messenger RNA from Gymnogyps californianus (California condor), 3734 nucleotides. RefSeq names its product LUC7 like (gene LUC7L). Gene Ontology annotation, biological process: mRNA splice site recognition. Gene Ontology annotation, molecular function: mRNA binding. The record is from RefSeq and is a predicted model, not a curated record. The transcript is spliced from 10 exons. The coding region runs from base 2558 to 3511 and encodes 317 amino acids. Lineage: Eukaryota; Metazoa; Chordata; Aves; Accipitriformes; Cathartidae. Gene Ontology annotation, cellular component: U2-type prespliceosome; U1 snRNP.
GAUGGAGAUGAAUGUGGAUGUUUGAAAUCCAUCUUUACCCUCACUGUUUUACACUAAAUACUGUGGCGAUUCUCAUUGUCCAUCCACUUCACCAGAUUGUUUAAAGAUACCAUUGUUAUUUAUAGCCCUUCCUGCUGUUAUUUCAAGAGCUGGGUUUGACACAGUGGGUUACCAACAAAGGGCUGGCACUCCUUCCUCUGUUUGUGUCGCUGUGAUAGCAAGACUCUGUGACAGCACUAGUAGAAAGAGCUUUAGCAAAAGCUGCCUCGGCUCUGAGCGCUCAGACUUUAGCUUCUCAAUGGCUGCUAUUGCAGAAAAAGAUUGGAAGAGUUGAAUACCAAUCUCUAUAUAUCUCUAUUUAUUUUUUAUUAAUUUGAAGCUCAGGUAUGUUUUUCAGCGAUAGCUCCACCAGCCUCCAUAUCACCUCACUUCCAUUUCAGAAAUCUAAAGCUGCUUACGUCACCUUCUGCCCACCUCCAUCCGUUGUGCAGGUCACUGUGGUUAGGGUAUAUUUUUUGACACAAGAUCCUACAACAGUUUUUUGGGCCCUAGACGGUGUUUUGAAGAUUCAGGCUGCCUUCUACCUCUUCUGGCACGUUUCCAGGAAGAAGGUAAAUGGUGAGUCGAAGGGCUUGAAUUAAGUGAUGUGCGUGACUGUUGGAGGUAGUGCCAAAGCACGGAGGAAGUCUAAGGUGUUCAGAUGGGUUGCGAGUCUCCUGGGGCAGAGAAGCACCUUGAGAAAUCGGUUUCUUUUGCUUCUGUUGUUACUUGUCUGCAGUGAGUUGUCUCUUCCCUCUUGCUGUGGAAUUUGUCCUCAGAAAUCUCACACAGGAGCAGGAAGGAAGAUUGCUUCUGUGCAAGUGAUCUUGUGGAUCACUCAAUCUCGUGGUGGCCUUUAAGUGGCUGUGGAGCUCUCUACACUGCUGUCAGCAGGUUCUUGGGGGCAAGAAAAAGUAUUGGUGCCACAGGUCUGUGUUGAAAGAACAUGUGAUGUCUGGAACAGGAGCAGCAUUUCAGCUGUCAGUGCUGCCAGCACAGAAUGAAACUUAACUGGAAUGUGCAGGCUUUCCUCGUGAUCUCGGUCAGGUUCACUGGCAUCUUAUGGUGCUCCAUUAAGGGAAGAGGUGUGUGGGUGAAUCAGCCUCAGCUGGAUGGGGUAGCAUCCGUCUCUGGAUGUGUAUUAUUGCAGAAAUCAGGACCUUGGAUCUUUUUGUAAACUUCCAACAGAUGCUCCAAGCCUUCUGGUGCUGGUUAUGUUGCAUCAUCCCCCUGAAGGCAUUGUUACUGCUGCAUCCUUCAUGUGUGCAGAUAUUCCUUAGUGGGAGGCUGAUUGGAGACAAGCAGGAAGCUGGAUCCCUUGGGUAGCUGUGCUCAGUGAAAUGUGAUGGAGUCCCAUUCACUGACCUUCAGGUGCAGAGUAAGAGAAGGAGUCCAGACUGUAAGUAAAGCUCUGGAAUAUUCCUGAGAGCUGCAGAAGGCACGUUGAUGUUUGCUUUGUUUAGGUGCGCCAACAUUCCUGGUCCUAAGAGCCUUUGGCCCCAGAAACUUAUCUAAACUUGUCACUAAAUAAGCUACAGUGCUUCUCUUUUUGGUCUCCAUGGGAAAGGAGAAAAAUUCUGGGAGAACACAAGUUAAUUUAGUAUGCCCAUGUGCUGUUAUCAGGGGACUUGUUAUUUAGCUUGUUAGUGGCCUGCACUGAGUUAGCUCUGCAGCUAACGGUAAGCAUAUUUCUGUCACAGUACUGCAGCACAUUCAGAGACGGCAUCAGCUGGUAAUCCACCUGAAUUUUAGCUCCACUAAUAAGUGGACAGAUGAGUCUGAAAGCUGCCCAGGUAGAACAUAGCUUGGAAAUUACAUUCAGGGAAUUUAUUGUGUCCCCUACUGGGAGUUAUGAGUGAGCUGAAAUCUGUAGUUUGCAGAACUGUUUCGUGGAGGUCUGCGCUUUCCUUUUUUUACUUGGGCGAAACUCUGCAGCUCUGAUUACUCUUAAAGAGCCUUCCUCAUGGAAAUAGACUUUCUGGUGAGUUAGUUUAGUGGAGCUCAUAAGAGAUACCUCAGAAUUUGGAUUGCUCAGCAAAUGUGAGCAGGACUAAUUAUCAGUGGCAUCUAAACGUAUUAAAUCUUUGUGUGUAUGGGGGGUUAAAUCUUUACUCAGGCUCUGCUGGUUACCUGUCUCAAAUACCUGUAUUAUAAACCCGCCACGGGUAUUGACUGGAGCAAGUCAUGAUCACUGCUGGAAAGGGUGAGUAUUUGAUGACAGGCCUCCCUGAGACGAGAGGAUUCUUUGAGACAGAAGGGCUAGUGAUCUUACUGAAGCGAGCAAUGCCUGUGGAAGUCUCCUUGCACCUAGAUCAUCUCCAAGGAUGUGGAGGAAGACUUGAGGCAUUAAAUUUCUACCAUUAGAGAGCUCAGCAGGACUAUUCCUGGAUACAGUGUCUGUUUCUGUAGCCUGCUGCCUGUGGCCUCCUGUUUCUGGUAAAUCUGAGCAAAAUGAGGAAGACUAAAUAGUGGCAAGCCACCACUUUUGUUUAAAAAAGAAAAGCUAAUAACACAGCGAAUGGACCUGGGAGAAUGUACAAAGAUCCAUGACUUGGCACUGCGAGCAGAUUAUGAGAUUGCAAGUAAAGAGAGAGAUCUGUUUUUUGAGCUGGAUGCGAUGGAUCACCUGGAAUCCUUCAUCGCAGAGUGUGAUAGGAGAACAGAGCUGGCCAAGAAACGCCUGGCUGAAACACAGGAAGAGAUCAGUGCCGAAGUGUCUGCAAAGGCAGAGAAAGUACAUGAGCUGAAUGAAGACAUCGGAAAACUCCUAGCUAAAGCUGAACAGCUGGGAGCUGAAGGAAAUGUUGAUGAGUCUCAAAAGAUCCUGAUGGAAGUGGAGAAAGUCCGAGCAAAAAAGAAAGAGGCAGAGGAAGAAUACCGAAAUUCAAUGCCUGCAUCCAGUUUCCAGCAGCAGAAGCUGCGUGUGUGUGAAGUUUGUUCAGCAUAUCUGGGUCUCCAUGACAACGACCGGCGUCUUGCUGACCAUUUUGGAGGCAAAUUACACUUGGGUUUCAUUCAGAUUCGUGAGAAACUGGAUCAGCUGAGGAAAACAGUGGCAGAAAAGCAAGAGAAGAGAAACCAGGAUCGUUUGAGACGGAGAGAGGAGAGAGAACGAGAGGAGAGAAUGGGCAGACGGUCUGGAUCAAGAAAUAGAGAUCGUCGAAGAUCACGGUCUCGGGAUAGGAGGCGAAGACGCUCGAGAUCAGCUUCCCGUGAACGGCGGAAGUCUCGCUCCCGGUCCCGAGACCGACACAGACGCCACCGGAGCCGUUCCCGCAGCCACAGCAGAGGUCACCGACGGGGGUCCAGAGACAGGAGUUCAAAACACAAAUCUUCUAGAGAUCGAUCUUCAAGAGAAAAGUCACGAGACAGAGAGAGAAAAGAGAAGAGCUCUUCUGAGAGGCGGCACGAGAGCACAAAUGGCAAAUCUCGUUCCAAGAGAUCAGAAGAGAGAGAAGCUGGCGAGAUCUGAACUCAAACGAUCUGUGUUGCACUGUAAAUAGUCUGAUAAACAUUCUACACAAAGCCUAAAUUUCCCAUUUAUAUUUACUGAAUACAACUCAUCUUUUGUAGUUUGGAAUUUUUAUUGUUUGGCAGAUAGCUGUGAGUUUGUAGAGACACAGAGUUACGUACUGUUUAACAGGAUUUUGUUUUAGUAGGAAUAAAUAAAUCUGGACGGAUCGUUUUCAAUUCAG